CGGGCAUGCACAAAUGAUUUUCGUUCAGAAAACAAGGAAAAGCCCAUCUGAACGGAGUACGACGUACUGAGUUGAGAGGGAAUGCUGUUUUUAUUCUCACUAGGAGACUCCUCGCGGCAACUGUAAUUGAAUCGAUUCUCGACGCUCGAGCACAUUUUUUAAAUGCGUCUGUCAAGAUCAAGAACCUGUGACAGCCGUUAAAAAAACAAAAAAAAAAACAAAACAAAACAAAAAAAAAAAAAACAGUAGGUAUAGUAACAACGUGGUAAAUGUCGUCGAACUGCACAAUGACCGAUUCAACUUCUAUUGUUGAAUCCCCAGAAGGGGCAAAUGAGAAACUGACAACCGCAACCAUAAACCAGGAGGAAAGAGGGGAUGUCGCGACCAGAGCUGAACAGCAGCCCCGACAACCAGCGGCAUUCGGCGCUAAGACUAUGUCCCCUUCUUCAGCAUCAGCUGCGGCCGGUCACCGGGUAGUGUCAGCCUCUCCUCCACCUCUCCGGGAGGCCUCGACACCAAGCAGAGCAGACACCGGGGUCAGGCGACGCCUCCUCACUCCCAACCGUAACAGAGAUGAGACAGUUACUGUCGAGGAGGCCCGCGAUCUGCCGACAAUUUAUAUCUCACCUUACAAAUACACCCAGAAGGAGAAGGUCACCCUGUACUGCGACCAGAUAUUUGGAAUUUGCAAGGCUGAAGCUGCUGAUGAAGCUAUGAGCAAAUACCUUACAGACCAAUUAACAACUAAAAGGUCUUGGACUGGAGUCUGGAGAACCAAUCCUGAACUCUUCCUUGUAAACUACGAAGAAGGACUAAUACCAUAUGUGGGAAUUCUUGUUGAGGUAUUGUGCAAACCAUGUCAGAGCAAGAUCCCCCCUCUGCGAGUCAUGGUGUCAGUAGUGGAGCCGUUUUCCUCUAAUAUUGCCAAUCUGCCAAGAGAGCUUGUUGAAGAAGUUUUGAAUGGAGAGGAUCACUGUGUGCCACUGUUGGAAGUCUAUCCCAUUGAGGAACAAGAUAUUACAGUGAACAAUAUUGCUCAAGCUUUGGAGAAUGGAAGGUUUUUCUAUGACUUUCUCUGGAGAGACUGGGAUGAUGAAGAAGAAUGUGAAGACUAUGCUGGCCUAAUUGAGAAACGCAUCCAGCUGUACUAUGACAUUCAGGAUGGAAGUAUACCAGGUCCUAUUGGAGAGCGCUUCAAGAAGACACUAGAGAAAUACAGGAAUAAACGGUUGGAGCUGAUUGAAUACCAAAAUAGCAUAAGAGAUGAUCCUUUACCAGUAGAAGCUGUGGAAUGCUGGAAGAAAUACUAUGAAAUCCUGAUGCUUUGUGGUUUGUUGAAAUUCUGGGAGGAUAUGCGUCUCAGAGCUAUUGGACCAUUCUUUCCAAGAAUAUUAAAACGCAGAAAAGGGCAAAGGGCUUCUGGAAAAAUAGUAACUCACAUAGUUGCACAGAUGAUGACUACUGACAUGAUAAAUAACUUCUCUGCUGAAACACUGAUUCAGCAGCAUGACAGCCUGGACGCAGCUCUGGACUCCUGCUACUCUGGAGAUACUGUGGUGAUUUUCCCAGGGGAAUACCAGGGUACUAGCCUUGGUCUUUUGGCAGAUGACAUCAUCAUAAAAGGAGCUGGAAAUCGAGAUGAUCUUAUUAUUUUCUCUGAUCCAGCACAUGAUAAUUUUGUUGCUUCCAAAGCCACAAAAGUUACUUUGAUGAACCUAACUUUGGUGCAGAAUGGAACCUGCGAUGGUAUUGUGGUAAUAGAGUCUGGACAAAUGAUUCUUGAGAACUGCGUUUUUAAGUGUGAAGGCACUGGUGUUUGUGUUCUGACAGGGGCUUCCCUGAUCAUGAAGAACUGUGAGGUUGUUGGUGCACAGGGGGCUGGAGUUGAACUGUUUCCUGGAAGUGCUGCAACAUUGGAAGGGAAUGAAAUUCACCACUGCAGCAAUGUGAAGACGAAAGACAUGAAAACCUUAUUAGGAGGAAUCAAUUUGAAAGUUCUUCCACCACCACUACUGAAGAUGGACAAUAAUCAUAUUCAUGACAACCAAGGAUAUGGAAUCACUAUUCUUCUGCCUGAUAAACUAUGUUAUGUACGUGGGGAUGAUGUGGAGUGUACUGCCGGUGGGGACAAAAGAGAAUGGGAUCUCCUGCCAAAGGCAAUGCAAAACCUCAGUCUUGAAAUGAAUACUAAUAAAUUGGAAGCCAAUACAAUGGGAGACAUUGGGCUGAUACCCAAUAGCUAAAUUACAGUUGGCUAGCUGUUUAUCUGAUAUAAAAAGUUGAGUAUGAUGUUUGGUAUAACACAUUGAAACAUUUAAAAAUACCUGUAAAGAUCUGUCUAUAAAAAAAGGUUUUGUAGCCAAAAGGCUAUAUAUGAAUAACUUUUAAGUGCUUUGCUAUUUGAUUCAAGAUUUUUGAUACAGGUUUUGUUGCAGUAAGUUAUGUUACAUAACUGUUUGGCCACAAUUACACACUACGAACAAAUAACUCUAAAAUGCAGAAUACUUUUAAAAGCAAUGCUAGAAAGAAAGCUAAAGGAAAGUUCUACAGAGAAAUAAAAACAAUGUCAUUCUUCGGUUAUGGUUAACUAGGUUGUUAAAUGUCAUCUUCGAAGAUUCACCUACCACAUUUUCACACAGAAAUACCGAUUGGUAUACAUUAUAGUAAAUGUAAAGAUGAAUAUGCAUGUGUUUAUAAAUGUAUAUUUUGGACACAAUACUACUGUCCAUUGUUUUUAUGAUGUUUGUUAUCAUACCAUAGAGACCUUGU
Acipenser ruthenus (sterlet) is the source of this 2769-nucleotide messenger RNA. Its product is annotated as testicular spindle-associated protein SHCBP1L-like. Gene Ontology annotation, cellular component: meiotic spindle. The transcript is spliced from 10 exons. Gene Ontology annotation, biological process: male meiosis cytokinesis; spermatogenesis. NCBI's taxonomy places the organism in Eukaryota, Metazoa, Chordata, Actinopteri, Acipenseriformes, Acipenseridae. Bases 270 to 2243 code for a protein of 657 amino acids. The record is from RefSeq and is a predicted model, not a curated record.